AUGGACGUGGAUGCUCCAUUAACGGUUUUGAUGGACGACGUACCCAGUCUGAGUGUAAAACCGAUGGUGAAAUCCGAACCUAUGGAUAAUUCCGCCGAUCUAUUGCUAGACGACGAGUUACGAUUACAAAUCGAGAAAAGUAUCGAAUUAGUUGUCGAGGAAUUCUCUCGUAGUACGGAUUGCCUUGCUGAAAGUUUAGCCUCGUGCGAUGACAUAAACUUGGAAAACAGUUCGGCCGAUGCGGGUAGUACUGAAAUAGCCCCACCAGAAGUCGAAGAACAAUCGUCGAAUAACGAUUCGACCGAAUACAACAACGACGAGCCAACGAAUCCGCCAGAAAGUGUACCGAGUAACGCGACUGUUUCGUCGAGUUGUCUAAAAAGUGCUAACGUCGUUGUCGCCGAAUUACCUCCUAAAAUUCCCAACGAUAUUACAGUCAUCCCGAUAACCACCGGUAGCGUUGUUAAUAUCAAAUCCGAACCCAGAGAUACGACAGUCGAAUCUGAUCGUAAACUUCGAAAGUUCCCCACCAGUCAUCGUGUAUCGAGCAGUAUCGAAAGCAACCCGGUGGCUUCCUCUAAGUGUGGUUUAUAUUUACCUUCGUUGACGAGCGGCAAACAUCGAGCUUUGACUAUUUUACCGGUGAGCUCGAGCGGUGCUGCGAUCAAAUCUACCAUAUCGGAUGGUAUAGCUUCGACGAAGCCGAAAAUUCGCAACGAUUCGGUCGAGUUUUCUCUCACAGCUGACGUGACUAUUAAAAGCGUACCGUCUACGAAUACCUCGUCGACCAGUAACGCGCCUUCUUACAAGGGGUAUUCGUCCUCUUCAGCUUUGGCUGCGUUGAAACAAAUGCGAGCCGGUGAAUCGAACGUUCCGGUUUCAACGUCGUCGAGUCAUUGUAUGCCAGCUUCUACUCGUGGUAGCUCGUUACCGAACGAUCCUCUGCUCGGAUUAGCAAUGACGCCGGCGCAAAUGUACCUGGAUAAUACGAUGGGAGUAAAACCGGAUACGUUGGGUUCGUCCAGCGGAUCUUGCUCGUCGUAUAAUUCCAAGUAUUGUUCGUAUAGGCCUCCUCCAGCUUCGUCUUCGAUGUCCGAUCUGUCUUCGUGUUCGUAUUCCUCUCCUUCGGUGUGUGCUUCGAAGCUAUGCGGUGUUGUACAUCAUUCGUUAUCUGGUCCGUCGCCGGCGCAGUGCCAACAGUCGUCUGGUUUGCCCUUGCUGCCAUACUCGUCUCAACCUUCUUCGUUCUGCUCUAAUUUCAACUCGUACGCUCCAACGCCUCCACCUCUAUCGUCACCUAAACACCUGAAACCUCCUAUCAACGUUCUAAACUCGUGUCGAAUGUCAUCAUCGUCUCCUGUGCCGGCUUAUAUGCGAUCUCGAGAGCCAUCUUAUAGCGCUCCUAUACUCUGCGAUUCGUAUACCGGCGGUGCUGGAAUUCUGCCUCCGGAGUCAUCGUCGUUUAGAUCGACUCCUCCUUGGAGUACCCCGGCUUCGGCUUCGUUUCGUAGCCCAACAUCUCCGGCAGCGUUCAACUUCACAUUACCGUCGCCUAAUAUGGGACCUAUCGCGCCUCCGCCACCGCCACCCCCUCAUCCUGCCUUACCGGCGCCCAGUAACCCAGCGAUGUUCCCCUCCUGCCCUAAUCAAUCGAAUUCCCUCAUGUUACCCACCACUUCUCAUCACAACCAAAAAACGGUGCAAAAUUCAUCAUCGUCGUCGUAUCCGUUUAGAUCAUCGAAUUUUACGCCGCCCAACUCGUCGUCUGCUUAUCAACGAGCCCAGUGCUGUUUUUCGUCUCAAAUCCAGUGUUUCAAUUCGGCCUGCGCCAGUAGCUCGCAGCAGCAGUUUUCUAUCGUGCAGCAUUCUACGCGAUUAUCGAACUUGAAAUCGAAUUCUAUCGAUAGCGUGUCGUCUUUACUACAGUAUCAUACGUAUUUCAAAAAGUAUUGA
This is a messenger RNA of Planococcus citri (citrus mealybug), 1953 nucleotides long. RefSeq names its product mucin-5AC-like. The record is from RefSeq and is a predicted model, not a curated record. The coding region runs from base 1 to 1953 and encodes 650 amino acids. Lineage: Eukaryota; Metazoa; Arthropoda; Insecta; Hemiptera; Pseudococcidae. The transcript has a single exon.